AUGGCCUGGGGAACUGCUGGGAAAAAGGUAGCUUUGGGCUGCGGCUCCGGCAUCUCGGCGGCGAGCGCACGCUCCGUGGGAGAGAAGAGGCGUCUCGCGCACAGCAUGGCCAAACAGACAACCAUCAAACCACUCGCAGCGGCUACAACGACUACGACGACCGUGGGCAGCGCUGACGCAGGGAGGCCCAUGUCAUCAUCCUCCGUGGCUAGAGUCAAGAAACAAGCCCUAGAACGAGAUGUCAUUGUCUCGGUGCUGGAGUCCUCGGCUACGAGAAGGGAUGCCAAAGGCUAUCUGCAAAAGUACGCCGCCAAUCAACCAAGUAAACCGGAAUCGGACAAGACUACGGGCCUUCAGAACUCCAUCAGUGCCCCUGCCGUGUCAGAGCCCAUCAAUAUCGCCGUCAUGAUGCUUCGCGAUCCGCAGCAUCUCGUCCAGAGCACACUCGAUGGCAUUGCCAGGACCAUUGCGCAGCUGCGGGCGCUGGGCCUUCUCAGCGCUGUUGUCAUCGAGUGCACUGGAGACAGUAGCCGGCAGCUCUUUGACGACGAGGCGCUUCGGCUCUGCGAAGCCAUCGACAAUUUUGGCAAGCCCGGGGCCAAACUUAUCAGCGACAUCUUCCUCGGCAAGACCUCGGACGCGCACCAGCAGCUUUCAGCAUACUCCAACCCCAUCAAGGUCAGCGAUCGCGGCCUGCUGAAGCACGCAUUUCAGCACGAGCUUAUUCCCGUCGUCACGUCCGUGUCUGCACGCGACGAACUCCACGCGGCGGAACCUGCCAGCGCGGAGCAGACGGUGCUGGCGUUGACAGCGUUCCUGUCUGGCCUUCAGUUCGGGAGGCCCCCUCUUCCGGAUGCGAGCGGCAACAGCAAGAACAUCUGGCGGCCGGAAAAGAUUGCUUCGGUGGAGCGUGUCAUUUUACUUGAUGCGCUGGGCGGCACGCCGACCUCUGGUCGUGGUGUCGGCGUCUGCCAUCGCUUUAUCAAUCUUGAGCAAGAAUACGACAGGCUUCGUGACCAGCUCCUAGGGCCAGAGGGGUCACCAGCGACGGGAAGCCCCAGCGGCAAGCCGACUACGAACAACCACGUCUCAAAUCUGACCCUGGCCAAAGAAACGCUGACCAUCUUGCCGCCGUCAUCCUCGGCCCUUAUCACCACGCCUUUGGCGGCCGCAAACACGAGUCCGAGCUACUCGGAGCCCCGGUCAAUAAAGAUGGAGGAGAGUCAAUUAGGAUUCGAUGGCAUGGUGACUACACGCAAGAAGCACAACCCGAUUCUUCACAACCUCUUGACGGACAAGCCAAUGUAUUCGUCAUCGCUGCCGCUCCAGCGCAUCCAAGACGGCGGCUACAGAGUAGACCCGAGGGACUCUACGGCGGCUACGUUGGUCAAGAGGGGCAUGCCAUUAACCAUCUAUCCAGAUCCGCGGGAGAACCCUUGGCGGCCACCUCAGCCCGGCGCACCGCGCUGCCGGCUGACAGACAAGAACGUUGACCUGCCGCGGCUGGUGCACCUCAUCGACGACUCCUUCGGGCGCAAGCUGGACGUCCAGCACUACAUGGACCGCGUCAAAGACAACCUCGCGGGCAUUAUAAUCGCCGGCGAGUACGAGGGCGGCGCGAUCCUAACGUGGGAGAAGCCCGAGGGCGUGACGGACCAGGAGGCAUAUGAGCGUGGGCUCUGGGUGCCGUACCUCGACAAGUUCGCGGUGCUCCGGUCGCGGCAGGGCAGCGGCGGCGUGGCGGACAUUGUAUUCAACGCCAUGGUGCGGGACUGCUUCCCCGAGGGCGUCUGCUGGCGCAGCCGCAAGAACAACCCGGUGAACAAGUGGUACUUUGAGCGCUCAGUCGGCACCAUCAAGCUCUCCGACUCCAACUGGGCCAUGUUCUGGACGACGCUGGGUUUGUGCGGGCGGCAGCCGAAGCUGCAGCAUUACGAAUCCGUGUGUCGUAGUGUGCAGCCGAGCUGGGCAGACAAUAAUCAUAUUGUAGACUAG
Molecule: messenger RNA, 1995 nt
Organism: Cordyceps fumosorosea ARSEF 2679
Lineage: Eukaryota; Fungi; Ascomycota; Sordariomycetes; Hypocreales; Cordycipitaceae
Product: acetylglutamate synthase
Exons: 2
Coding region: 1-1995 (664 amino acids)
Biological process (GO): L-arginine biosynthetic process
Cellular component (GO): mitochondrial matrix
Molecular function (GO): L-glutamate N-acetyltransferase activity, acting on acetyl-CoA as donor; arginine binding
Source: RefSeq, a predicted model, not a curated record